CAAAACAUUCACAAAUGACCAAUGUUACUAUUCCUAUAGAUUACAACUUCUUGUUGGACUCUUCGUUGGCACUUUAUAAACCCAAGGGCCGCCCGCAUGUAACUCUCACAUUUGCUCAGAGUCUGGACGGAAAGAUAGCUGGGAAGCAGGGCAAGCAAUUGACCCUUAGUGGAUCCGACUCUAUGAAGGCAACGCAUAUUUUGAGGGCAAGACACGAUACAAUCUUGGUAGGGAUAGGUACAGUCCUUAAUGACGACCCCCGUUUAACAGUACGCUUGACUUUAGAGGAUUUACCUUCUGGAUGUCGAUCUGUUGAGCAUCCACAACCAGUCAUUUUGGACAGUACUUUACGGUUCCCUUCGAAUGCCAAGCUCCUUUUGCCCUCAUCGCCAAAGAAGCCUUGGAUAUUUACUGUCUCUGGACAUGACCAUCAAAAACGAGCUGAACUUGAAGCCCUUGGAGCCAAGAUAUUUGUUCUGGAUGCUGAUGCACAAGGUCGUCCUUCGAUCACACAUUUACUUUCAGUUCUUCACCAGCAGUCAGCUGGAUCAUUGAUGGUUGAAGGAGGAGCAGGUAUCAUCUCUACUUUUCUAAAGUCGGGACUAGUGGACUCUUUCCUAGUGACCAUUGCUCCUGUCUAUGUAGGCGACAUUGGUGUCAGUGCAAUGCAGGAUACGGAGUCAGCUCUAAAGCUUGAUGAUAUUUCAUAUCAUUCGUUGGGGCGGGACGUGAUGAUUGUAGCAAAACCACGACGAGAGUAAACAUCAAUAAAACACC
This is a messenger RNA of Lobosporangium transversale, 777 nucleotides long. Its product is annotated as 5-amino-6-uracil reductase. The coding region runs from base 15 to 761 and encodes 248 amino acids. Gene Ontology annotation, molecular function: 5-amino-6-(5-phosphoribosylamino)uracil reductase activity; NADP binding. NCBI's taxonomy places the organism in Eukaryota, Fungi, Mortierellomycota, Mortierellomycetes, Mortierellales, Mortierellaceae. The transcript has 5 exons. The record is from RefSeq and is a predicted model, not a curated record. Gene Ontology annotation, biological process: riboflavin biosynthetic process.